CCUCGGAAUUCCAGGAUCGGGCGCUCUCCGCGGCUCGGGCAUUUUUCCUAUGAAUUGGCCGAGACGCUCAGCGGAAAGGUCGAGGAGACCCUCUGAGCGCGGGAAUCCUCCAGGGGAGACCCCCUUCUGCCUUCCACCAAUUCCCUCGAGCGCAGCUCAGGGCUGGACUGGGAAGCCGCAGCGAAGCGAGUCCCGCCCCGCAGCAGCGCUCCUGACCGCCACCGCGACGGCGAUAAGAUAAGAGGGGCGGACCGAGGAGAGGGCAGCUACAUAAGCGACGGUGGCGUCCCGGCUCCCAGUCUGCUUCUGCCUAACGAACCACCGGCCUUCCCUCGAUCUCCUCCUGCUCUGCCGCAACCAUGGUGCUGACCGCCGAGGACCGCAGGCUGCUUCAAGCCUCCGUUGCCAAACUGGGCUGUCGCCUCGAGGACAUUGGCGCCGAUGCGCUGAACAGGUUAUUCCUAGCCUACCCGCAGACCAAGAUCUACUUCUCCCACUUUAACUUGAGUCCCGGCUCGAAGGACAUCGUCCACCAGGGAGAGAAAGUGGGCACGGCGCUAGACAGCGCCCUGAAGAACCUGGACGACAUCCGCGGCCCCCUCUCCCAGCUUAGCGACCUGCAUGCCUACAACCUCCGCGUGGACCCUGGCAACUUCGAGUUGCUGUCCAAAUGCAUCCACGUGUCUCUGGCCACUGACCUGCGCAACGAGUACACUGCCUCCACCUUCCUGGCCUGGGACAAGUUCCUCGAACAGGUGGCUGACAUCCUGUGUGAAAACUGCAGAUGAGCUGACAGGCCACCAGGCACCCUUCUUUGCCCUCUUCUAAGCUGCCUGCCUUCAGGGUGCCUCACCUGGGCUACUGAGCAAUAAAGUUGUUUUUGAAUCCCU
Thamnophis sirtalis is the source of this 890-nucleotide messenger RNA. Its product is annotated as hemoglobin subunit alpha-D. Gene Ontology annotation, molecular function: heme binding; peroxidase activity; haptoglobin binding. Gene Ontology annotation, cellular component: haptoglobin-hemoglobin complex; hemoglobin complex; blood microparticle. Gene Ontology annotation, biological process: oxygen transport; hydrogen peroxide catabolic process. The record is from RefSeq and is a predicted model, not a curated record. NCBI's taxonomy places the organism in Eukaryota, Metazoa, Chordata, Lepidosauria, Squamata, Natricidae.